This is a messenger RNA of Cercocebus atys (sooty mangabey), 3192 nucleotides long. It is a transcript of the gene DBH, whose product is annotated as dopamine beta-hydroxylase (dopamine beta-monooxygenase). Gene Ontology annotation, molecular function: copper ion binding; dopamine beta-monooxygenase activity. The record is from RefSeq and is a predicted model, not a curated record. Lineage: Eukaryota; Metazoa; Chordata; Mammalia; Primates; Cercopithecidae. The transcript has 12 exons. Gene Ontology annotation, cellular component: secretory granule membrane. Gene Ontology annotation, biological process: octopamine biosynthetic process; norepinephrine biosynthetic process; dopamine catabolic process. The coding region runs from base 419 to 2281 and encodes 620 amino acids.
GCAGCUCCUCAGAGCUCAGUCUGCUCAUCCGUGGGUGGUGGAGGUGGUGCAGACCCCAUCCCACUGGGGACUGGGCCGGACAGCCUGUGAGGCAGUCAGCCGGUGCCUGGCCGGAGGGUGUCUGAAAGGCCUCUUGGCUGCAGCGCAGGGGGGAUCUGCUUUUGGGACAGCUCUUCAAAGCCAUCUCAGAAGGGACAGCAUCCGCCUGUCUGCUUCAGCUCCCACUGAUGACGUCCAUGUGUCAUUAGUGCCAAUUAGAGGAGGGCAGCAGGCAGAGUGCUUGGCCUGGGGCGCAAGCUUGUGGGAGGGACAAUUGAAUUCCCCACCAGACAAAUGUGAUUAUCCAUGUUACUUGGACCCACCCCAUUCAGGACCGGGGCAUAAAUAGCCAGGUGGGACCACAGAGCUCACCCCAGCCAUGCAGGCCCCCAGUCGGUGGUGUCGUUGGGCCAGCCUGCCCUGCCCCAGCGUGAGGGAGGCCGCCUUCAUGUACAGCACAGCAGUGGCCGUCUUCCUGGUCAUCCUGGUGGCUGCACUGCAGGGCUCAGCUCCCCCUGAGAGCCCCUUCCUCUACCGCAUCCCCCUGGACCCCGAGGAGUCCCUGGAGCUCUCAUGGAAUGUCAGCUACCCCCAGGAGGCCAUCUUCUUCCAGCUCCUGGUGAAGCAGCUCAAGGCUGGAGUCCUGUUUGGGAUGUCCGACCGUGGCGAGCUUGAGAACGCAGACCUCGUGGUGCUCUGGACCGAUGGGGACACUGCCUAUUUUGCGGACGCCUGGAGUGACCAGAAGGGGCAGAUCCACCUGGAUCCCCAGCAGGACUACCAGCUGCUGCAGGUGGAGAGGACCCCAGAAGGCCUGGCCCUGCUUUUCAAGAGGCCCUUUGGCACCUGCGACCCCAAGGAUUACCUCAUCGAGGACGGCACAGUCCACUUGGUCUACGGGAUCCUGGAGGAGCCAUUCCGGUCACUGGAGGCCAUCAACAUCUCAGGCCUGCGGACGGGGCUACAGAGGGUGCAGCUCCUGAAGCCCAAUAUCACCUUCCCGGCCACGCCCUCAGACACGUACACCAUGGAUAUCCACGCUCCCGAUAUCCAGAUCCCCAACCAGGUGACCACGUACUGGUGCUACAUCCACGAGCUUCCCGAGGGCUUCCCUCGGCACCACAUUGUCAAGUACGAGCCCAUCGUCACCAAGGGCAACGAGGCCCUCGUGCACCACAUGGAAAUCUUCCAGUGUGCCCCCGAGAUGGACAACGUCCCCCACUUCAACGGGCCCUGUGACUCCAAGAUGAAACCUGACCACCUCAACUACUGCCGCCAUGUGCUGGCUGCCUGGGCCCUGGGUGCCAAGGCAUUUUACUACCCGGAGGAAGCCGGCAUUGCCUUCGGGGGCCCUGGGUCCUCCAGAUACGUCCGCCUGGAAGUUCACUACCACAACCCACUGGUGAUAGAAGGACGGCGCGACUCCUCAGGCAUCCGCUUGUACUACACAGACAAGCUGCGGCGCUUCAAUGCGGGGAUCAUGGAGCUGGGACUGGUGUACACGCCAGUGAUGGCUAUUCCACCGCGGGAGACCGCCUUCGUCCUCACUGGUUACUGCACGGACAAGUGUACCCAGCUGGCACUGCCUCCCUCUGGGAUCCACAUCUUCGCCUCUCAGCUCCACACACACCUGACUGGGAGAAAGGUGGUCACGGUGCUGGCCCGGGACGGCCGGGAGUGGGAGAUCGUGAAUCAGGACAAUCACUACAGCCCUCACUUCCAGGAGAUCCGCAUGUUGAAGAAGAUGGUGUCGGUCCAUCGGGGAGAUGUGCUCAUCACGUCCUGCACGUACAACACGGAAGACCGGGAGCUGGCCACAGUGGGCGGCUUUGGGAUCCUGGAGGAGAUGUGUGUCAACUAUGUGCACUACUACCCCCAGACGCAGCUGGAGCUCUGCAAGAGCGCUGUGAACGCUGGCUUCCUGCAGAAGUACUUCCACCUCAUCAACAGGUUCAACAAUGAGGAGGUCUGCACCUGUCCUCAGGCGUCCGUGUCUCAGCAGUUCGCCUCUGUUCCCUGGAACUCCUUCAACCGCGACGUACUGAAGGCCCUGUACGACUUCGCGCCCAUCUCCAUGCACUGCAACAAGUCCUCAGCUGUCCGCUUCCCGGGUGAAUGGAACCUGCAGCCUCUGCCCAAGGUCAUCUCCACGCUGGAAGAACCCACCCCACAGUGCCCCACCAGCCAGGGCCGAAGCCCUGCCGGCCCCACUAUUAUCAGCAUUGGUGGGGGCAAAGGCUGAGGGGGGCCUGCUCCUCCGUGCUGUCCCUGUGGGCUCACACCGGCACUGUGCACCCUACUCUGCGAGGAUCCCCAUGGAACAGCCCUGCAUGCCCAAGAUGAAGGGGCCAGACCAUGCCCCUGCCUGAGACCUUGGUCCAAUCCAGCCUUCUUCCCCCAGGGUCCCCUGCAUGGCUGAGAGGGUGUGGGGGCCCUGUUGACCUACCCCGGACCGAGUGGGUCACGACCUCGUCCAUUUAAACCGGCUUACUCAGUGCAGGGACAGCCUGCACAGUGAUCUAGGGUCCAGCCCUCCGCCAGCCCUGUUCCGCCUCACUGGGUGUGGCCAGGCUCCUGGGACAUGCGCCAUGCUGGACCGGGGUGCAGAAUCACCCAGAACGCCCCCGCCCCGCCCCUGCGCCGCUGCUCCCGCAGAAAGUGAUCGGUGUCGGUGUGCGGGGGGUGCGGGUGCUGCUUCAACAUUUUCCUGCGGAGUGGCUCGUGUUUCACAGUGGGCGGCUUCCCUGCGACGGAGGCAGGACCAGGCACUUAGCUAGUUAGAGACUCGCCUGGGAAAUUGCUCCAUUGCCGAGUAAAUAGAUAUUUUCGCCCACCUAAAGGGAAGCCCUGACAACAGCCAUCACCAAAAGGCGAGGCGGUGAGGAUCCAGCGGGGCUUCUAGGCGCCCCUUCCACGGGGGGGGCGGAGUUAUUAGCACCAGCGUGCUUCUCUGGAGGCGGGGCCAGCGCUGAACAGACCGGGGUGGAGUCAGGGCUGUGCUUCCCUUGUGGUUCUGCCACUCAGUGCAGAGUGCCUUGGGUGGGCCAUUGCACGUUCCUGACCCUCACUUUUCUCAUCUGUAAAACGGGGCUGAUGCCGUGCGGGCUAAUGAGCCAAUAAAGCUCACACUUGGGCUAGCACCCACUGGAGGUG